This is a messenger RNA of Cotesia glomerata, 2987 nucleotides long. Its product is annotated as synergin gamma-like. Gene Ontology annotation, cellular component: clathrin coat of trans-Golgi network vesicle. The transcript is spliced from 7 exons. Lineage: Eukaryota; Metazoa; Arthropoda; Insecta; Hymenoptera; Braconidae. The record is from RefSeq and is a predicted model, not a curated record. Gene Ontology annotation, molecular function: protein binding. Bases 774 to 2906 code for a protein of 710 amino acids.
UUACCCUGAUAGCCACCUUAACUUACUAUAACUUACUGUCAAUCUACGUCCGCAAUUUGAAGCAAACUUGACGGAAAGAGUUGGCAAAGCGAGCGAUUACCUAUUAGUUACCUAUAACUUACUCUGCAAAUAGACGUCAAAACUUGCUGUACAAGUAUUUCCGUCAAAUUGUAGUAAAGUUGAAAGGAAAUUUAAGUACAAGUUUGAUUGUUAACUUGUAUUCAAGUUGCGGCCGUAGAUUUCCGUCAAUUUGCUUACAACUGUUGUUGAGUGAAGAAUUACCGCCAACUUGAUGUAUAAAUUAACGGUAACUGCUGGAAGUUAACACUUACUGAGAAAGCGCUGGCUAUCAGGGUAUUGUAAUCAAACGGCGCAUUUUUAUAACUAAACAUUUAUCGUACGGGUCUAGAAGACAUAUGAAAAAAUAGCAUGUGAGAUAAACGACAUUCGAAAUAUUUACGUUUCGUAUAUUUCAAAGGUAGGGACUUUUACAAAUCGACUAAUUGCUGUUCGGAACCAAGUGGAAUCGAACCAUUGAAUAUCUGUCAUUCCUCUCGUCUGCCCAUUAAAUUUGUGAAACAUGGUCAUAAGUACUCGUUUUUCUGAUUUUCUAACCUUAAGAUUGUUUAAGAUUGAUCUCCAUAAUCUGACAGAUGACGGAUGACAAAUGACAAAAAUGAAUGAUAGGCCUGUAGAGUCUAUAUCCCACUGAAAAUAAAAAUGAUAAUAAGUGUAAAUAUUGAUAAAAAUAAAAAAAUUAAUUAGUGAUAAGGAUGAAUCAAUCUCGUGCAGAAAAAAAACAAAACCAAUUGCCUGCUUGGCUUUGGCCGACAUCAAAUGUAUUACCUUCCAUGUAUCGUAAAGUUUGGGAUACUGUGAAAGAGGAAAGCCUGGGACUGGGUGCAAUGCAAGGUGAAUUGCUUGUGGAUACUAAUAAAGUAUUUCCUUUGCUGUUAACUAGUCAACUACCUACUGAAGUACUAGGUUACAUAUGGAGUUUAGCUAAUCAAAAGUAUGCUGGGCAACUUACAGAACAAGAACUCUACAUCGUAUUGGCACUUACAGCAAUUGCACAAACCUCCUACACAUUUACGAAUCUCGAUGUUCUCCAUAUGCUACCUGGACCGCCGAUUCCUCAGCUAAAUUUAAACAUUUUGUAUUCUAAUGCAUUGCAGUCACCAAUUUCAGAAACUAGUUUUAUUGGAAAUCUUGAUAAUAAGCAUGAUCGACGAAGUAAUAACAAAAAUUUAAAUGCUUAUCCUUCAACCAUUCUCAGUGUCAUUAAUAAUUCAUCAGUUAACGAGCCGAAGAUUGAUCAGAAGAUGUCAAAUGUGCUGGUUAAUAAAAGUUGUGUUGAUGAAAAAGUAAUCUCUGUAGGUCAUAAUGUUAAAGCUUAUCAUCCAACAAAUUCAUCAUCGUUAGAUUUGAAUGAUGAUUUUACUGAUUUUCAAAGCGCUCCUAUUCCUCAAAUAUCUAAUACUUCUAAUACAAUAAAAUGGGAUUAUAAACAAGGCUCAGCGAUCGGUAGUAGGCUAGCUAAUCAUAAUCUUAGUGGAGGAAUGAAUCUUAUUGAGAAAAAAAAAACAAAUUCAAAUAAAAGUAAUCAUGGUAAUUUGAUGGAAUCACCAGUUCUUAAUAAAGACCGUCCGAUUGAUCAUCAUUCUAAUAAUUUAUUCUCAAAAUGUAUUGUAAAGAAUCAAGCUAAAACAGUCAUUCUUAAAGAUACUAUUAUCAGGAGUAAUAGUGAGACGGUGCAACAACAAAUACAAAACAAUUCUCGAGAAGUAAAUAUUGUUGAGAAUAUAGAAAACACGCCAGUACCUGAAGUAUUACCGAAUAUACCGGCUGUUACAGGGCUUGAUAAUUUAGCACAAGAUUUAAUGAAUCUCCAACCAGUUGAAGAUAAAUACAGUGCGUUGAGAGUACUCGUUGAGGAGCCCUCAAAAUCUACUAUCACUGAAGGUACUGAUUCUGAUCUUUUUGAUGAUUUUGGUGACUUUGUAUCCGCAGAACAAUCAGCGGAGCCAGAAGUUUCAAAUAAUGUUCAAAUUAGUAUUGCCAGUGUUGAUGAUUCCAUGGAUUUAUUUACUGAUUUCGAACAAUUUUUACCUAGUGUUAAUGAUAAAGAAGAAAUUUCUUUUACACAAGAGACUAUUGAAGCUUUUGCACAACUUGAAAUUACUGUGAGUCCAGAAAAAACCUUAAACUUUCUUGAAAAGAAGUAUGAAGUUACCAUCGAUCCAGAAAAAGUUAUGCAGAAAGAAGAUAUAGCUUCGAUUAACAGCAUCGAAUUGGGUAAUGGAAGAGUUAUAACUCGAUCCAAUUCAGUUCCAAGCUUAGAUCUUAAAUCAUUUCUUCCUGCUAAUUUUGAAGAAGAUAAGGAAACAGAAAAUAUGUAUCAGUUGAUUUAUUGGGAGUGGAAACAAUACAUGGAGAGUUGUGUUUUACUACUUCAAGUCGCUGCCAAUAUAUUUACAAAUAUUAGUUCCGAUAAAGUACUCCAAGAAGUACUCAAUUCUGGCCAAGGUUACAAUUUUCUUUGCAAUUUAGCUGAAGUUGCUAGUGUUUGUCGGCGAGUUAAUUUUGCUCACAAGGAAAUGGAUAUAAAUAUAAUGAAUUUUGAUGAUCUUCUAACGGAAAUUGAUAGAUUAUGGGCUCAAAUGGAGCCGUUUUAUUCAAAUAUUCCGAUUGUUACAGAAUUACCAACGUUCCCACAGCACCCAAACUGUAAUACAGCAUGCGCGCUUUGUUUAACAGCGGUUACUAGUAAUAAAGUUACUUACAAUGAUAAUGUUUAUCACGUAACUUGUGCUAAUUUGUGGCUUAAUUGUGUUAAUCAUAAUUUACCAGUUUUACGUUACGUGUCGUCUCAUGAACAUACUAAUAUUGCUGAAAAGACUUAUUAACUAGUUUAUUAUUAUUAUUAUUAUUAUUAUUGAUAUUAGUAUUGUUUAGAAAAAAACAAAGUAAUUUUAUUCCUUCCAAAA